Molecule: messenger RNA, 522 nt
Organism: Acanthosepion pharaonis
Lineage: Eukaryota; Metazoa; Mollusca; Cephalopoda; Sepiida; Sepiidae
Source: the annotation of a GenBank genome assembly
AUGCAAAAACAUCUUAUUCUUGGCCAUGGUACAAGAACCCUGGGCUAUAAAGUCAUUCGAUCACAACUCUUCGAGGCUCCACUCACUUCACUCUCUGCUACUGCUUGCCCUCCGAGACACCAGCACACUCCUGCAGCUUCCAGCACACUCCUGCAGCUUCCAGCACACCCCUGCAGUGCUUCACUUCACUUCCGGAUACCGUUCCCGAACAAACGACCUCUGUCGUCUUUCUAUCCACCAUUCGCAAAUAAAGACACGAUUUCUAUCGUCUACAACAGACCAUCUGUCCAAUACGACGACAGCCAAUCAGAAGGCAUUUUAGGCGACAGCCAAUCAGAAGACGACGAGGCGACAGCCAAUCAGAAGACGACGAGGCGACAGCCAAUCAGAAGACGACGAGGCGACAGCCAAUCAGAAGACGACGAGGCGACAGCCAAUCAGAAGACGACGAGGCGACAGCCAAUCAGAAGACGACGAGGCGACAGCCAAUCAGAAGGAUUAUUACCAAUUCUUAUUCUGUGA